AUGCACAGUUGUAACCCGAGUGUUCUGUCUCUCAGGAAACUGUGGGACUCUAAGAUAGCCGACCCGUCCUCCAGGCUGCGGACACAGAUUGGUAAAAAGGGAUAUUGGGUGGAGAAAGUGCAGUGUCAGGGUGUGGAGGUGUCUCUGUCGCAGUGCCAGGCCCAGCUGUCCCUCCCCAGGACUGAUGUCCCGUGCAGCGGGGGCAUGCAUGCAGUGGUCCGCUGCGUCCCCGGGUACCAGUUCGCACGCUAUGGAAGAGCACCUGCACCACCUGCUGUAACGCCUGUUGUCCGCCUGAAGGCGGGGCCCCGUCUUGGGGAGGGUCGUGUCGAGGUGCUGAUAGAGGGCAAGUGGGGCACCAUGUGUGACCACCUGUGGGACGUGACUGCAGCCAGCGUGGUCUGUAGAGAGCUGGGCUUCGGGACAGCCAAAGAGGCCCUCAAAAAGGCUCAGCUGGGACAGGGUACUGGUCCCAUCCACAUGAACAGCGUCCAGUGCACGGGCAGAGAGAGGUCGAUUACAGAGUGCAUCUACAGACCGGUGCCGCUCUACAGCUGCAAACACAACCAGGAUGUAGCAAUCCGCUGCAACGUGCCCAACAUUGGCCUGCAGACCACGGUGCGCCUGGCGGGCGGCAGGGAGCCAUCAGAGGGCCGCGUGGAGGUGCUGAUGGAGAUCGGAGGAGUGAAGCGCUGGGGCUCCGUCUGCAGCGAGAACUGGGGCAUCAAUGAGGCCAUGGUGGUGUGUCGACAGCUCGGCCUGGGCUUUGCCUCAACAGCUCAUCAGGAAACCUGGUAUUGGCCUGGUUCCUCAGAUGCCGGGGAGGUGAUGCUGAGUGGGACACACUGCAUCGGCACUGAGAUGUCCAUCCAGCAGUGUCGCAGAAACACAAACGUCUACUGUCCCAGGGGAGGAGAUGGCAGAGCGGCAGGAGUGACAUGUGUAGAGACUGCACCUGACCUUGUCCUGGACGCUCAGCUAGUCCAAGAGACGGCCUACCUGGAGGAUCGACCCCUGCACCUGCUGACCUGCGCCAAUGAGGAGAACUGCCUGUCCUCCUCCGCCGCCAGGAUGAACUGGCCCUAUGGACACCGCCGCCUGUUGCGCUUCUCCUCCCGCAUCAUGAACCUGGGUUGCGCCGACUUCCGACCCAGAGCCUCCAGAGAAAGCUGGGUUUGGCACCAGUGCCACAGGCACUACCACAGCAUUGAGGUGUUCACCCACUACGAUCUGCUCACCCUCAAUGGGACCAAGGUUGCUGAAGGUCACAAAGCCAGUUUCUGUCUGGAGGACACAUACUGCCCUGAAGGUCUCCAUAAGCGUUAUGCCUGCUACAACAUGGGACAGCAGGGUAUCUCAGUUGGCUGCUGGGACACAUACCGCCACGACAUCGACUGCCAGUGGGUGGACAUCACAGACGUACGACCUGGUGAAUACAUCUUCCAGGUGGAGGUCAACCCUUCCUUAGACAUGGCUGAGUCUGAUUUCCAGAACAACGUGAUGCGCUGUCGCUGCAAGUACGACGGAGUCCGAGUUUACAUGUCUGGAUGCCAUGCAGGUGAUGCUUACAGUGCAGAGGUGGAGGACUUGUUCGACCACCAACGUCAAAUCUCCAGCAACUUCCUGUGAACUGAAGAACACGCAGAUAUAAGGACAGAACAACUGUACAACUCCUCACAACACCUCAACAUGUCAGGGGAGGGAGGUUUCUAAUGACAAUGACAUGCCAGUAAAAAGAGAGAUGAGGGGCAGUGGGAGGAGGAGGGGGAGCUGGGAUAAUGUGGGAGGGAAUUCAUGCAACAGAUGAUUAAUUAGGAUCCUGUGACUGAAGAAGGAGAAAUGUAGAAAGAGAAGGCCGUCGCAGGCAUCCUGCCACCAUGAUAAAACAUAGAGUAAUACAUGAUUUUACAAAAACCUUUCAACAAAUUUCAUUCCCUUGAUCGAAACAUAACACAGUGAACAAAGUGAUGACAUGAAGGCGCACUAGUACAACACCUUCUGUACUCUUUCAGUGCAUCACCAGGCUGUUGUCCAUAUGACAUCAACACAGAUCACCGACUGUUGACAAAGCUCGUCAUGCCUCCUGUGCUUUCACUGUUUACUGUUUUUGGUUUUCAAUGAGAUUUUUUAUUUCUUGGUGCUAUUUUGCCUCUUUUGAAUAAAUUUUGUAAUGUAUUGCAAAUGUAUUGUCAUGUACAGUUUUAUAUUACCUCUCUUGAAUAUUGCUUUAUAAUUUAUGCUGAAUUUUAAUGUACUUUUGAGUUGAAACUUGUCCCUGUGUGGCUGUGUUUUUUAUUUUUUAUUGUUGCUUUUAUUGAUAAAUACAUUUAAUUCUGUUUGUUCUUAACUUGUGGGUAACAUCAGACCAUAUCUGAUUGUACCACGGCGUUGCGCCUUUAACAGUACUUGGUAAUGGUAGAGAAAGAAUAAACGUCAGACU
Molecule: messenger RNA, 2440 nt
Organism: Paralichthys olivaceus (Japanese flounder)
Lineage: Eukaryota; Metazoa; Chordata; Actinopteri; Pleuronectiformes; Paralichthyidae
Source: RefSeq, a predicted model, not a curated record